This is a messenger RNA of Diabrotica virgifera virgifera (western corn rootworm), 7486 nucleotides long. RefSeq lists its product as uncharacterized. The coding region runs from base 1790 to 2611 and encodes 273 amino acids. The record is from RefSeq and is a predicted model, not a curated record. NCBI's taxonomy places the organism in Eukaryota, Metazoa, Arthropoda, Insecta, Coleoptera, Chrysomelidae. The transcript is spliced from 2 exons.
GUUAUUUCAGAACUGUUCAAAGUAUCUACACGUUUUUUUUUCGUAUGUGGUUUUUCGGCUUCUCCUCAAAGGUGGAAUUUACUGCAAGAAAGCGGCUAAUGUGUAAAAAAAUUAAUUGAAACUAGAUGGUCCGCCUGAUUUGACGCUGUAAAUGCAUUAUUUAAAAACUGCGGAUCCAUCAAACAUAUUUUUUCCAGUUAAGCAAUAAUAGAGAUGAAAAAUCAGCAAAUAGAAGUGAAGCCAAGCCGCACUGUACAAUAAAAUGGAUACCUUUGAGACAGCUCUAUUGACACUGAUUUAGGCAAGAAUUUUGGAACGAGUGAAUGCAACAAGCAAAACGUUAGAAACUGUGGACUUAAACGUAGAAUGUGUCAAUUGGGUCAGAAUUAAUGGCAUCUCUUUUGAGCUUUGUUGGAGACGUAAGAAAUAAGUUUAGCGAAAUUAAACAAGAAGCGAAAACUUUCUUUUGCGAAGGCGAGGAUAUCUCAAACAUCUACUAGGGGAACUGCGGGUAUUACCGCCCAGCGGCAAAUACCGCCCACUCUAUAAAAUAUCUUAAAUAUAGAGAAAUAGUAACUUUGGCAACAUCGAAAUGACGCCACGAUACUACUGAGAGAACCGUGCAACAAGGUCGCCGGCCAUAAGCAUAUUUAGUUGUUUCAGAGAAGUCAACGUGUUUUGUGUGGUGCCACUAUAAUUUUUAGGAGCUCGAAAAUAAUUUGAUAAAGAAUGCCAAAGACAAUGAUGAAUUCGCGGAAAAAGGCAACAUGGAGCGCAGAACAGCUUCAGGAAGCUAUAAAUGCAGUUAGAAGCGGAAAGGGGAAAAGGCAAAGUGCAAGAGAGUUUGGUAAUAUAUGAUCUUUAUUUUUUAAUCCAUUUUCUAAUGUUCUUUUUUCAGGUAUCCCAUAUUCUACAUUAAAAGAUAGGUUAAAUACAAACAAUGCUUGUGCAGCACAACUAGGUCGUCAUCCUAUAUUUUCCACUGAACAAGAAAAGCGAGUGGCUGAUCGCUGCAUCUAUUUGGCAAAGAUGUUCUAUGGUCUAACGGCCACUGAUUUACGAAAAAUCGUCUACGAGUUUGCGGUUAAAAAUAAUAUCAAACACUGCUUCAACGAUGACAAAAAAAUGGCCGGUAAAGACUGGCUUCAAGCUUUCUUAAAACGGCAUCCAAAUCUUAGUUUGAGGAAACCCGAGGCAACCAGUUUAGGGAGAAUUUCGGGUUUUAAUGCUGAAAGUGUAGGCCUUUUUUUUUCAAAAAUUUAAAUAUAGUUUUAACAAAAUAUAACUUUCAAGCCUGCCGCAUAUUUAAUGUUGACGAGACAGGCAUUACCACGGUGCAGGUUCCAUCCAAAAUUGUAGCUCCAAAAGGUGUCAAACAACUGGGAAAAGCUGUAAGUUGGGAGAGAGGUCGAAAUAUAACUCUGUGCUGCUCAGUAAGUGCAUCAGGGAUAUAUAUACCUCCGAUGUUUAUUUAUCCUAGAAUCCGAAUGUCGGAACAGCUUAAACGCAAUGGACCGGUAGGUGCCAUAUAUGAAUGCUCGGCCAAAGGCUGGAUGACUGUAGAAUUAUUCUUGAUUUGGCUUAAACAUUUUAAUAAACACGCAUCUACUUCGAACGACAACCCAGCAUUGCUGUUGCUAGAUAAUCACAGCAGCCAUUGUUCUUUAGCUGCUUAUGAAUUUUGCCGUGAAAAUGGGAUCAUUAUGUUAUCGUUUCCGCCCCACACGUCCAAUAAGCUACAGCCACUAGAUUUGACAUUUUUUUGGGCCGCUAAAAUCUGCCUAUUCAAAUGAAUGUUCACAAAAAAAUAACACCAUUUGAUGUAUCUGAAAUUUUGAAUCGAGCAUUCGUUCGUGUAGCUACCAUGGAAAAAGCUCAAAAAGGCUUUGAAAUAAGCGGUAUUGUUCCAUAUAGACCAAAUAUUUUCACGGACGAAGAUUUUUUGCCUUCUACCCUUUCUAAUAUUCCCGCUGUUGAACUACAACUUCCUGAAACUGAACUUACUCCCUGUACCUCUGAAACAAAUCGAGUGCCUUCAAAAGAUGCAGUCUUGGAAACAAAUGAACCUAAUGUUAUUCCAAGUACAUCAAAAGCCAACGAAGCUCAUGCAGAUGUCACUCCUUCAACAUCAAAAUCAGGAAUUACAAAUGAAAGACAAGGAGAUAUAUCGAUUGAAGAAAUGACACCGUUGUGUGUCAUAACUGAAAAUAAAUUAAAAAAGAGGGGUAGAAAAUUAGACAUUUCAAAGAUUUUGACGGCAACUCCAGAAAAAAUAGAACUGGAGCAAAAAGAAAAUAGAAAAAUACAAAAGAAAGAAAAGCAAAAACUUUCAAAAAAUGUAAAACACGUUAAUAAAAAAAUUAAACGUGUUACGAGGAAAGUCUUCGAUGAUAGUUCUUCAAGCGGUUCAUCCCUACACGAUGAAAUGGAGAUUUGCAAUGACCACAGUUCCGAUGAUCCCAGCAGCGACGUAGAAGAAGAGUGCAUCUAUUGUGGCGAAUAUGGAAAAUCGGAAAUGUGGUACAGAUGCGGAGUUUGCCAUAAAUGGGCGCAUAAAGAAUGUAGUGGUUACGAUAAUCACAAAAGUUUUAUAUGCGAUUAUUGCAAAUAGAGUGUAGUUUGAAAUGUUUUUUUACUUAAGUAUUUUUUUGAAUGUUUUUUUAUAUAAAAAAUAUAUAUAUGUUGUUUGUGCGUAAAUAAUUAUGCGUUUGAUUUUUAUACAAUGUAAACCCUGGGCGGUAUUAUACCAUCAGUGGGCGCUAUUACCCGCAUAGUCUGAUAAUUCCGCCCAAGUGUAGGUUUGUGAAAAUAAAUGUCAUACUCCGCAAAAUAAAAUAAAUGAAUACUUUAAGGCUUAAAUAAUUAGAAGUAGAUAAAAUGACUGUAUUUUGACAGUUGAUAUUUUUUAUCAAGACCUGUAGUUUUUGAAUAAUUCAGUAAAUUGCUUAAGUGGGCAGCAAUACCCGCACUUCCCCUAUACAACUGACCUUCAAAGAAUAAAGAAAAUAGAAACAUUUUUCGAAGAAGCAGGUGAAAGUCAAAUAAUUUUAAAGGGACAAGAGAUAUUCAGAAUUGAAGUAUUUAAUGUUAUAUGCGACAGUAUUACUCAAGAUCUUUUAAAGAGAAUUGAAUGCUACAAGGAUGUAACAUCAGCUUUUAGAUGUUCUUUUACGCUAGAUAAAGAAGAAGUCAAGACGUUAAUUAAUACUUUAUGCGAGAAAUAUAAAAAAGAUGUUGAUGAAACCAGAGAGAACUUGCAUAUUGAAAUUACCCAUUUUGUAACUUUAUGCCAAAAUUUAAAUAAACAUACAUUUUAUGAAAAAUUUGAUGUCAUCCAGGAUGUAAAGGCAACUUUUCCCAAUAUUUUAAAAUAAAAACAUAUUUAAGGUCAAAUUUCUGUUUCUGAUUUAUGUUUUUAAAUGUAUUUUUUGGAUUAUUUUUUAUAAUAAUACUCUCCCGUUUUAUACCACUGACGCGGCUUUGGGAUUAUAGCAGGAUAGUCUGCUAUAUCUAGGGCCUACGGUAUACAAGGAGGGUAACAGGGCCAGUGCUACGUUUCAACCGCCUAUUAUUACCCCUGGUUUUACCCAAGGUACCUACUCACUUUAUUCAGGCUGAGUCGACCUGAGACCUAUAGACAUUUUAAAAAUGUCUAGUUGUUCUUGCCGACGCUGGGAUUUGAACCCCGUCCUACCAGCACGCGAGUCAAGCAUACUACCGCCUGAGAUACGCCGACCCGGGAUUAUUUUUUACGUUUGCUAUUCUUCUUGCUUGUUUAAAAAAAUAUUUUAUGGCUUUUACAAUAAACCUUUAUAGUUAAUGCAUGUUUUCUUGUUAAAAAAGUGACAACGAAUAGCAAUGAAUGGGGCCCCUAAACCUCCAGCGCCCAGGGUCCGAAGUUAGGUUAAACCGGCACUGUUGAUGGCUCUACAUAAAUUAGCCCUUUUGCUGCAGAUGACUUUGAAAGAUGUCAUUUGGUUCUUAAGUAAGAGGCAGAUGAAGUCUUUCGGCACUUUGUUGGUUGAAAAAACAUCUUCCCUCUCUUCAUCUCGUCUCUUUAAUAUGGUCAUCAAUAUACUAUCUUUAUUUCAAUUGACAUAUGCAAAAAGUAUUGUUCUGUUCAAAGGUGCCCUAUACAAUCAUUCUAAAAUGAAUUCAUAUUGAAGAAAUUAUUUCCACAGUUGAAGUUGCCCUCCGAACAAAAAUUUGGAUUUGGAAUACAUAGAUCUCUGAUAAGAAGCCUUCCACAGAGAAUGAGGAACGUCAUUAGAGACAGCAGUGUUAAUAUCAGAUACUAAAAUGUUCAAUUUGUCCUUGAAAUUCCAUAUUUUUCAUAGAUAGAUAGAUAGAUAGAUAGAUAGAUAGAUAGAUAGAUAGAUAGAAAUAAUGUAUUCGUUUAGAAGUUUAUACAAUGUAUACAAUAUUACACAAAUUUAUCUGACUAGUUAAAAAAAAUAUAUGUUAUACAAAUGUAUACACACAUUAAAAGUUAAGUACAUUAAGAAUUUAAAAAUUCUUCAAUACUGUAAAAAGCAUGGCUAACUAGAAAUGUUUUUGAUUUUGUUCAAAGCAGUUAAUAGUGCCAAGAUGCAUCUUAUGUGUCACCGACAUGUCACUGAACUUAUUAAAACAUUUGAUCCCAAUGUAGCUAGGAGCAUGCUGUGCGACUCCUAGGCGGGAAAAAGGCUGAUGUAUGUUAUCCUUUAGGCGUGUGUUAUGUGGAUGUAGAUCAGCGUUAGGAAUGUUUGCUCAUGUUUUUUUAUAUACAUUAUUAAUUGUAAAAUAUAUAGGCUAGGAAGAGUUAAGAUGUUAGCUUUUAUAAAUAGUGGCUUACAUGAUGUAGUUGGUGAUACUUUAAACAUAGUUCGUAGUAUUUUUUUUUCGAGAUAUAAAAGCUCUAUUCAUAUAUGGACAUGAGCCCCAAAAUAUUAAGCAGUACUGAAGGACUGACUGCACCAAGCCAUAGUACAUUAGUUUUAAUAUAUGGAAGGAUACAGUAUCCCUUAUAUUUCUAAUUACAUAUAACAACGACUACUUAGCGUCGAGGUUACUUUAUCUAUGUGAUCUUCCCAACUUAGAUUUGGAUCUAGGAUCAGUCCUAAAAAUUUUAUUACUUUAGCAUUUUGAAUGGACUUGUGAUCAAUAUAUAGAUAAGGAUCAUAGUCAGGGGCUAUAUUCUUUGGUAAAAAUCUCAUGAAACUAGUUUUUGUUAUAUUUAAUUUAAGGCCGUUGCCUUUGCAAUACUUACUAAAUUCCUGAGAUGCUGUAUUGUCCUUGCUAACAAGCUGAUCAAAUUGAUGAUGUAAUAUAAUGAAGUUUGUAUCAUCUGCAUAUUCAAUAAUUUGAUUAGGAGUAGUGCAAACUUGGUUGAUAUCGUUGAUAAAAACAAUAAAGAAGAGAGGACCAAGAACCGAACCUUGUGGUAUUCCCAUGGAAGAAUUCAUUGGGUCUGAUAGUGUACCAUCUAAUAUUAUUGUUUGCAAACGAUUUGACAAAUAUGAUCUUACCCAGUCAUGUGUUAUACCUGGAACUCCCAUGCCUUCCAUAGAUUUUUAUUUUUCAUUUGUUGAAUAAUAAUUGUUAUUUUAAUUUUCUUGGUCUGUUGAUUUUUCAUUUUACUGGAAUAAAUCCAUUUCUGGCAUUUCCAAGAAAAUUUAGGAGAUACAACUUCUAGACCUAUACUCUAGACUUUAUACAUUUAUGGGAUACUUUUUCGACAAGUGUAUUUUCAUUCCUGAUACCCCUUUGUACUGAGAAAAAGUGAACAACUUACUCAAGGACCAAUUGUGAUCUCACCAAUUGAACAGUUGAACAAGAAAUGAAUUUUCUAAAGACAAAAUCAAAAAGGUUAUUAGUCGUAAAAAUUACAACUGCCCUAGGAAUUAGGGCUACUAUAUUAAAUUGUAACGACUGAAAUAUUUUUAAAUAUAUUUAGGGAAAAUUUUAUGGGUUUAGUAUAUAUACCCUCCCAUUAUUUAUAAUAAUUCUUUUUUCAAUUAAAGAAGUUUGCAAUAGUAAAUUUAUUUGACCUGUUAAUAGUGUGAGGAAGGAAUUUUUGUUGUAGGUUUCUGACUAUGAAUCUGUCAAAAUAUUCCCAAGGGAAUGAACUACGUAUUAGUCUAAGAGCUAGUGAAGCCUCCGACUAACGGUCUUCCUGUAAGGCUAGAAAUUUGUAUAGUGAUAAUUUGUAGCACACCAAGGCUAAAAACCAUGACCUGGCAGGCAUCAGCCCUGCACUUGUAUCUACCAGAUGAAUCGAAAAGUGCAUAGUUUAGGGGAAAAAUAAACUUUCUCCUGUAAAGUUUAAAUUUAAGUAUGUGUUUGAGUUAGUCAUUUAGAAGAAAUGUGUACAAUGACAGGCGAUUCUGAAGAGCAUAAGACCUUGCCAGGCGAGGGGAAAGAUUAGGGGUUUUUCCUAAAAUUAUUUUUUUUGCAUCGAACAAAGUUUUUUUUAGGUUUUUUGAAUCAUUCCAAACAGAAAAGGUCUUUAGUGACUUUUCUCUUAGGUUAAUAGUUUUUGUUAUGUAAGCGAAUAAAAAAUUUGAAAAUUGCGAAAUCGGCCAUUUUUAACCCUAAAUCGGACAUUUAACUAAAAAUUUCAAUGUUGCCAAGGUAGGUAGAUAUUCUUUAAACAUUGAUUGAUGAAAUUGAGAAGAGUUUUUUGCAAUACAAUAUCGAAAACCCCUUUGUUUUUUAAUUGCUAAUCAAGCGGGCACGACACUGUAGUAUAAAUGAGGACGUUUGAGUUUGCAUAAAUUCAUUAUCUCGAGAAUGGGCAAAUUUGAAGAGAAAUCCUCAGACAGGUUGAUUUUUAUUUUUAAAUUUAAGCUUUUUGGCAUAUGUAUAUAUAAUAUUAGUGACGUCAUCCACCUGGGCGUGAUGACUUAAUCGAUGAUUUUUUUAAAUGAGAGUAUGGAUUGUGUGAUAGCUCAUUUGAAAGUUUAUUUAAUUCUCUAUUCAGUAAUAUAAACCUUAACAUAAUUAUUUAUACAGGGUAUACAAAAAUUUUUUUUCUUCUGUUUAUGUAUUAUGUUAAUGUUUAUAUUACUGAAUAUAAAAUUAAAUAACCUUUCAAAUGUGCUAUCACACAACCCCUACUCUCAUUAAAAAAUCAUCGAUUACGUCAUCACGCCCAGAUGGAUGACGUCACUAGUAUUAUAUAUAUUGCAAAAAGUCUUAAUUUAAGAAUAAAAAUCGACCUGUCUGAGGAUUUCUCUUCAAAUUUGCCCUUUCUCGAGAUAAUAAAUUUAUGCAAACUCAAACGUCCUCACUUAUACUACAGUGUCGCGCCCGCUUGAUUAGCGAUUAAAAAACAAAGGGGUUUUCGAUAUUGUAUUGCAAAAAACUCUUCGGGAUUUCAUCAAUCAAUGUUUAAAGAAUAUCUACCUACCUUGGCAACGUUGAAAUUUGUAGUUAAAUAUCCGAUUUAGGGUUAAAAAUGGCCGAUUUCGCAAUUUUCAAAAUUUUCAAUCGCUUAUAUAAGAAA